Messenger RNA from Racocetra fulgida, 958 nucleotides. NCBI's taxonomy places the organism in Eukaryota, Fungi, Glomeromycota, Glomeromycetes, Diversisporales, Gigasporaceae. The record is from the annotation of a GenBank genome assembly.
GGAUCUUUGUGAUAUUGAUAAAGAUGGUCAACUCGACUUUGAUGAGUUCUCGGUAACCUGUAGACUUGUUAAUGAUCUUUUAGCUUGUGUAUAUCCGGAUGUACCUUCUUCACUCCCAUCUCACUUGAUCCCUCCUGGCAAGGCACAUCUGUUUGUAGGGAAUAAUCCUGGGUAUGUUGGCGGCGGUCCAUCGUUGGGAAUGAAUCCAUCCCUUUAUUCGCAACAAAUCAUUAGUCCUAUUCCACAGCCCGCCAACACAAUUUCUCAACUCAAUAUUUCAAAUACGAUUCCUUCCUAUCAAUUAUCACAACAAUUGUCACGAGUUCCUACACCUCCUCGCCAGAAUAGUUACAGUGGUGGUUUUCCCACUGCUCCAUUGUCUGAUGAUUUUGAUUGGUAUAUGCCACCCGCUGAUAAGUUUAAUUACGAAAAUGAAUAUAAGAAGAAAGCUGGUAAACGAAUACCUGAUAGUUUACCGAACGCUUUGAAAACCUCACUUAUAAGAGGAAAACUUAAUUACAAUUACAAUGAAACUGCUGAUCCAUCAUGGAAAUCAAAGUUAUCUGAUAGUGGUUCUGUAAAGUCAAGUGGUUAUAGUAGUGAAACUCAGUCGAAUCGAUUGCAAAAGGAACUUGAUGAUUUAAAUGAAAAGAUUCAGAAAGCUGAAGCAACUGCAUUAUCUUCUUAUACAAGUGCGCUUCAAUCAGGUGUUGUAACGGAAUUCAAACAAUUGUACGAAUAUAAGCAAAAAAAGCAUGCCGAAUUGAAUGAAAAAGAACAGACGAAUAGAACACUUGAGGAAUAUGUUCGAAAAGAACGAAAUAAUGUGCGUGAACUACAAGAUAAUAUACAAUCUUUAAAAAGUAAAAUACAACUAUUGGAAAAUAAUUUAGAUUCAAGUCAAACCGAGUAUAAAAAGCUUCAACGAGAGAUUGAUAGUGCAAAACUGAUGCGGUAG